This is a messenger RNA of Sycon ciliatum, 1603 nucleotides long. RefSeq names its product ras-related protein Rab-28-like. Gene Ontology annotation, molecular function: GTPase activity; GTP binding. The record is from RefSeq and is a predicted model, not a curated record. Gene Ontology annotation, biological process: regulation of exocytosis. The coding region runs from base 367 to 1113 and encodes 248 amino acids. The transcript is spliced from 8 exons. Lineage: Eukaryota; Metazoa; Porifera; Calcarea; Leucosolenida; Sycettidae.
UAAUGCUGCAUGCAUGCAGCAUGCAGGGUAUGCUACGAGCAGAUUCGUAUUAUUUUUUUGAAUGAACGAGAAAGUUUUGUGUGUUCGGUCGUUUUCCUGUUUUGUUGGUCGAGCUGCCGGGCCUUUGAAGAUUUCUCUUGAUUCGCUAAGAUGUGCAUGAGCUAAGGACGAAGCACUCCGAGCAGGGUUGGUGAUCGAAGGUCCAUGUCUGCAUGAUCAGAAACACACCUGCUUGAGCCGGGUGCGCUGGAGUUGUGCGGCCAGGUUGUGCGGCCGAACAAGUGUGAAGAAGGAGGCAGACCAUCAUUUACCGCCGUUGCUGUGACUUGAUCAGCGGAUUGUCCGGCGAUCGACUGUACGCGAGUUAUGUCUGAUUCGGACGAUGCCAGUGCCCCGAAGCCGGGUAGCAGGGAUGCAUGCUUGAAAGUGGUGCUCGUCGGAGAUGGAACGGCGGGAAAGACUUCACUGGUGAAUCGCUUCAAGGAGGAUGAGUUUGGAAGGGACUACAACCAGACUCUCGGUGUGGACUUUGCUUACAAGACUGUGGUGCUUGGCGAUAGAGACAGGAGAGAGAUCAAUCUCAAGCUUUGGGACAUCGGCGGACAGACAAUCGGUGGCAGAAUGUUGCCCAAUUACCUCUCAGGGGUCGAUGCGGUAUUGUUUGUGUACGAUGUAACGAACGCUGAGAGUUUUAGCAAUAUUGAAGAGUGGAUAGCAGCUGUCAGUAGUAUCUUGGAAGAUCAGAGAGAACAGGGCACACUAAAGAAGGACCCCCACCUUUCACUGGUCGCCAACAAAGUUGACGACAUCGGCAAUCGAGUUGUGAAGCGAGUUGAUCAUGCGCAGGCAAUCAAGACACACAAUAUGUCCGGGCACUUUGUAUCAGCCAGGUCUGGGGAAAAUGUCGAACAGAUGUUUAAACUGAUCGCCGCUCGUGUCGUGGGCUACAAUUUCAACAAGAAAGAGCUAGAGGAAUUGUCUCGUAAACAGGUCGUUGUUCCAAUCGAAGCAAGUGCAGAAGCACCUCCAGCAUCUUCUGCAGCAGCAACAGCAGCAGGUCCCGCCAGGCCCCGAGCGUCGGCAAAAAAGAGCUCCAUUUGUAGCCUCCAGUGAGCGGCACAGUGGCUGGUGGCUGUAGUCACAUGAGCUGGAGAGCCGCUUGUGUGCUGGCUGUUACCACUGUUGUUGACUUGCACUUGCAGCUCAUGCUCUUGCUGGCAGCAUGCAUGUGACUGCUCUCUCAUAACCGGCUACUCUCCUCCAUGCAGGGCGUUUUAAAAUCUGCCAGGACUGGACCUAGCAUGUACAUGCCGGCACGAUGAACAAGACACAGCAUUGACAUCAUCACAUCGCCUCGGACUGCACGUUGCAGUGCUUUGACUCGUGACGACUGUGAAUGGCUUGAAGUAGAACUUGUAAUGCACACAUUUUGGCUUGUAAUGCACAAAGUAGAGUACGGCAGUGUCGGACGGACCUACAAGUAACUUUAUGCCCAUAUGCGCAUAGCUACUGCUUGAGUAAAUACUCGCGGCACGGUCACGUACAAUGUUACUUGUUGAGAACUUGAUGGUACAUGUACUGGCUGUAUGCCAUGAUCCUGCUA